ACUUAAUUAGCAUAUAAACUGUAUCAAAUUAAGUCUUCUUACUAAAAACUAAUCUAAAUUUGCUCUCAAGAGUUUGCGUUUCUUGCACUUACAAGAUGGCUAGCGAAACUAUAGCAACGACCCGACUCAGUCUGCGCCCACCAACCUCCGGAAAUCUCAUGACAAUCCUUAAUAUUGAUGGCGGAGGCAUACGAGGUAUCAUCCCCGGUGUCAUUCUCCAGUACCUUGAAUCAGAACUUCAGGCGUUAGAUGGCGAGGAGGCGAGGCUAGCCGAUUACUUUGAUGUUGUUUCGGGAACUAGCACUGGUGGUCUAAUCACAGUCAUGCUAACAGCCCCAAAUGAGAACAAUAGACCUUUGUACGCUGCUAAAGACAUUGUUCCAUUUUAUGUUGAGAAUUGUCCCAAAAUUUUCCCACAAGUUGGAGGGCCAUUUGCUGGAAUUAUAAAGUUGUUGAAGACAUUGGUAGGACCAAAAUACAACGGGAAGUACCUUCAAAACCUUGUGAAGAGCUUACUAGGAACCACAAAGUUGAGUCAGACAUUGACUAACGUUGUAAUCCCUACUUUUGACAUCAGGGAUAUGCAACCUGUAAUCUUUAGCUCCUUUCAGGUUCCAAGGGAGCCAAGCAUGGAUGCGCAAUUAUCGGACAUCUGCAUCGGGACAUCAGCGGCACCUACUUACCUCCCGGCUUAUUAUUUUCAAAACGGUGAUAGGGAGUUUAACCUUAUUGACGGUGGCAUUGCUGCUAAUAAUCCGUCUUUGGUUGCAGUAGGGGAAGUGACAAGGCAAAUUCUGAAAGAGGAUCCAAACUUCCCUGCAAUCUCGCCCUUCGAAUAUGAUCGAUACCUCUUGAUAUCAAUUGGGACGGGCACGCAGAAGCAGACACCGAAAUUUGAUGCGAAAAUGGCUGCCAAAUGGGGAGUAAUCGGGUGGUUGACUAACCAAGGUUCAGCCCCGUUGAUAGAAGCUUUCACGGAAGCAAGUGCAGAUUUAGUUGUUAUGCACAACAACAUUGUUUUUGAAGCCCUCAAUUCUGUUGAUAACUAUCUUCGCAUUCAGGACGAUGCAUUGACUGGGGACUUGGCUUCGGUGGACGUAGCAACAAAGGAAAAUUUGGAUGGUUUACUGAAAGUCGGAGAAGCAUUACUAGAUAACCCGGUUUCCCGAGUAAAUACUGAUACCGGAAUGGUUGAAUCGGUCCCAAAUGGUGGUACCAAUCGUGAGGCAUUGAAAAGGUUUGCCCAACGACUCUCAGACGAACGUAAAUUAAGGGAGGUAAAUUAUUCUAGUGGGCAAAUGAUUAUGUGAAUUCUUAUUUUGUUUGUUUUUAUGAAAUUAUAUAUUAUUUUAAAUUCAAUAUUGUGAUGAAUAUUUAAUUUAUUUCUAUUGUGUAUUAUAUUAGUGUGUCAAAUUGAUCUUUUUAA
Molecule: messenger RNA, 1426 nt
Organism: Helianthus annuus (common sunflower)
Lineage: Eukaryota; Viridiplantae; Streptophyta; Magnoliopsida; Asterales; Asteraceae
Product: patatin-like protein 1
Exons: 7
Coding region: 96-1310 (404 amino acids)
Biological process (GO): lipid metabolic process
Molecular function (GO): glycerophospholipase activity; monoacylglycerol lipase activity
Source: RefSeq, a predicted model, not a curated record